AUGGCAGAGGUAAUGGUCUUGUUUCUCACUCUCUGCUUCCAGUUGCUAGCCCUGCCUCUAUAUGUGCUAUCAUAUUUGGGGAUAUGGGAGCCCUUCUGCAAAAAGAUUUUCUUCCCCUUUUUCCUGGAGCAAUUUACUGCCAGCUACAAUCGGAAAGUGUUAAGACAGAAACAGGACUUGUUCCGCAACAUGAUGGACUUUGCGGAUCCUUCAGGGAAACUGACAGUGCUGGAGAUAGGCACUGGGACUGGCUCCAACUUCCAGUUCUUUCCAGCCAACUGCAGAGUCAUCUGUACGGACCCCAAUCCCCAUUUUCAGAAGGGACUAGCUAAAAGCAUUGCCCAGAAUCAGCAUCUUCAAUAUGAGCAGUUCAUAAUGACUUCAGCAGAGGACUUGGGCCAGGUAGCUAAUGCCUCGGUGGAUGUCGUGGUUUCUACGUUGGUCCUGUGCUCAGUGAAGAAUGUUGAAGCAGUUUUGAGAGAAGUCAACAGAGUGCUCAAGUCGGGUGGAGCUUUUUAUUUCCUGGAACAUGUCGCUGCAGAUCGUUCAAGCUGGGGCUUCUUUUGGCAGCAAGUCUACUCUCCACCAUGGAAACUCUUAUUCGAUGGCUGCUUCCUAACAAGAGAGACCUCGGCGGACAUUGAAAAGGCAAACUUCUCAGAAAUAAAGCUGCAACACAUACAUGUCCCUUUACCGUGGACGCCUGUUCGACCACAUAUAAUUGGUUAUGCUGUGAAAUAACUAUCUGUGCAGAACCAAUCCUAUACAUGUUUACUAGAAGUAAGUC
Molecule: messenger RNA, 787 nt
Organism: Euleptes europaea (tarantolino)
Lineage: Eukaryota; Metazoa; Chordata; Lepidosauria; Squamata; Sphaerodactylidae
Product: N6-adenosine-methyltransferase TMT1A-like
Exons: 1
Coding region: 1-741 (246 amino acids)
Molecular function (GO): S-adenosylmethionine-dependent methyltransferase activity
Source: RefSeq, a predicted model, not a curated record